Molecule: messenger RNA, 1014 nt
Organism: Xenopus laevis (African clawed frog)
Lineage: Eukaryota; Metazoa; Chordata; Amphibia; Anura; Pipidae
Gene: etfb.L
Product: electron transfer flavoprotein subunit beta L homeolog
Biological process (GO): fatty acid beta-oxidation using acyl-CoA dehydrogenase; amino acid catabolic process
Cellular component (GO): electron transfer flavoprotein complex; mitochondrion; mitochondrial matrix
Molecular function (GO): electron transfer activity
Source: RefSeq, marked provisional
GUGAAACAUGGCGCUGCGGGCUUUGGUUGGUGUCAAGCGGGUCAUUGACUAUGCAGUGAAGGUGCGGGUGAAGCCUGAUAAGACUGGGGUGGUGACAGAUGGGGUGAAGCACUCUAUGAAUCCCUUCUGUGAGAUUGCCGUGGAAGAGGCAGUGAGGCUGAAGGAGAAAAAGAUUGUCGGUGAAAUCAUCGCCGUAAGCUGCGGCCCACAGCAAUGCCAGGAGACCAUCCGAACGGCUUUGGCCAUGGGAGCAGACCGAGGAAUUCACGUGGACGUUCCUGCAAAGGAUGUUGGGAGCCUCGGACCAUUCCAGGUCUCCAAGAUCAUGGCAGCACUAGCAAAAAAAGAGAAUGUGAAUCUUGUGCUGCUGGGGAAACAGGCCAUUGAUGAUGACUGUAACGAGACCGGACAGAUGACCGCAGCUCUGCUUGACUGGCCUCAGGGGACAUUCGCCUCAGAAGUGAAAGUGGAAGGAGAGAAGUUGACGGUCGUGCGAGAAGUAGACGGGGGGCUUGAGACCAUCAGCCUUAAACUCCCUGCAGUGGUCACCGCUGACUUACGUCUGAACGAGCCGCGUUACGCCACUCUUCCUAAUAUCAUGAAAGCCAAAAAGAAGAAAAUCGAGACGGUGAAACCGUCAGAUCUGGGAGUCGACAUCACAAGCCGGAUACGUAUUUUAAGCGUGGAAGAUCCCCCCCAAAGACAAGCUGGUGUCAAAGUAGAAACAGUAGAGGACCUUGUAUCCAAGUUGAAGGAAAGUGGGCGAAUAUGAUGAGUGAAGGGCCACUCUCUCUGCUUCUAGAGAAACCCAAAAAUGAAGAAAAUCGAGACAGUGAAACCGUCAGAUUUGAGAGUCGACGGCACAAGCCGGAUAUACGUUUUAAGCGUGGAAGAUCCCUCCCAGAGACGAGCUUGUUAAAUUCAGUGCUGAUUUUUAAGACAAGCUUUACUGCCCGUUUAAGUGACGCUUUUUACACCGAGUUAUCCAGGAUUAAAAAAAGAAUCCCACAUUAA